AUGGCGCGACCGACAACUGAGUCAACGCAGAUUGAAGAGGCCAUCGUGGCUGUGCAGAGCGGCUCUAUGCCUCUUCGGGAGGCUGCUCGCAUGUACGGCGUACCCCGUACGACGCUGCAACGUCGGGUGCAGCAUCGGGUAAAGUGUCGAGCGUCAAAAGUUUUGGGUUGUGCUGCCUUCGAGCCAGUGAUGGUCAAGCAAGAGGAAAAUUCUCACGCAGUCACUGACAUACACGGUCAAAGUGAUACGAGCAGUGAAGAAAUUACGGAAAACAAGGAGACGAGGCGUCGAGAAAUUAAUAAAAUAGGUCACAAGCGAUCGGCGAGUCAUUUGGAAUUACACGGCCAAGGGCCGCAGAAGGUCAUCAACUGCAAGAUUCGGAUGCUUUGUACAGCUGCGGGGAGCGCAUUGGAUGAGCUGAGCAAUGAAAUGAUUAGACAGGGAAAUUGCAUUUACAAAUUAGGAUUGGGGCAGUCGCCGUUCCCGAUUCCGCAGUGCAUUGUCGACGAAUUACGUGCCAAUUCGCACCAGAGAGACUAUUUACCGGUUGCAGGGUUACCCGAGCUGUGUGCUGAUAUUGCUGCAUGGGGGACAGAUCGACUGCACGUCAAUUACUCGCGAGACGAUGUUUUGGUAGGCCCUGGAACCAAAGAGUUACUAUUUGUGCUGCAGACGGUGUAUUAUGGAGAUCUGCUGCUUCCCAAUCCGAGUUGUACAAGUUACGCGCCACAGGCCGCUAUAGCUGGAAGAAACAUGAUGUGGUUACCAACACAUGCCGAAGACCACUUCGUGCUUCGACCAGAAGUGCUCGAAGCGCAUUGCGCCAAAGACCCGGACGCUCCUCGAAUUCUCAUUCUAAAUAGUCCGUCAAACCCUACCGGAUGCGCUUAUCAGGCCGACGAGCUGAAGGCACUCGCAAAGGUCGCAAGGAAAUACCGUGUUCUUGUUGUUUCGGACGAAAUAUACUCGGAGCUGCAUCAUUCUGGCACACAUCUUUCACUUUCCAAGUACUAUCCGGAAGGGACCAUCGUUUCAGGAGGGUUGAGUAAGUGGUGUGGUGCUGGUGGCUGGCGAAUGGGCUUUUGGCUGUUCCCACCCAGCAUGGACUGGUUGCGCAGCAGCAUGCUCGUGAUGGCGUCCGAGACGUACACGUCGGUUGCUUCGCCCAUCCAGUAUGCCGCUCGACGAGCGUUCGUUCUCGGUUGUGUGGAGCUCGCUUCGUACAAGCGCAAAUGCCAAAAAACGCUGCAGCUCGUCGGUCGAUGGUUCGCUUACCAGCUACAGAAGAUAGACGUCGAGGUACAGGUCCCCGAGGCCGGCUUCUAUCUAUUCCCAUGCUUCCGACGGCAUCGCAAAGCGCUUGCAUUACGAGGCAUCGCCACUGACGAGCAGCUGUGCGCGCAGCUGUUGCAGGAAACGGGUGUGGCAAUCUUACCGGGCUCGGCCUUCGGGCGUGCACCGGAGGAGCUCUUCGCACGGCUGGCAGUCGUGGACUUCAAGGGCGACCUCGCGCUCUACUUGAUCGAAAGCAUGCAAGAUAACCCGUCUCUGGAGGCCAUUGAAGGCUUUAUCCAGUCAGUGUGCCCAAAUCUUGACAUCGCCAUGCGCAAGCUAGCAUGGUGGAUUGCUCUUACCCGACCUUCUGCUGCGUCAGCAACAGGCAGUGGCUCAGGUGCUACCUUUUUAGGCUAG
Peronospora farinosa is the source of this 1692-nucleotide messenger RNA. Lineage: Eukaryota; Oomycota; Peronosporomycetes; Peronosporales; Peronosporaceae. The record is from the annotation of a GenBank genome assembly.